Coregonus sp. 'balchen' is the source of this 5962-nucleotide messenger RNA. The record is from the annotation of a GenBank genome assembly. Lineage: Eukaryota; Metazoa; Chordata; Actinopteri; Salmoniformes; Salmonidae.
CCCCGUCACUGUGUGGAAACUCUUGUGGCAGCUCUGCAGGAGGUGGAUAGUAUCCCUGCCUAUCUUCCCAACUGUCUGCUGCUGAAGGACACAGUGGACCAGGCUAAAGACUGGCUUCAGGAGGCAGAGACCUUACAGGUAUGAGCCUCUUAGGUUGUGCCCCAAAUGCACCCUAUUCCCUAUGUAGUGCACUACUUUUGACAAGGGCCCUAGGCAAAAGUAGUGCACUGCAUUCUAGUUUAUGAUCCCAUGUAAUCUGAAAAUCUCUGAAUAUAGUUAUAUUCUAUAUUGGUAUCUUUUUAAAUAACAAUACAACUGCUUCUGGUUAGCCGGACUGAAAAGAAGAAAGGGAGAAGAGAAAAGGAAAGAAAGACACACUCUUAUAAGUCUAUCUUUAUGCUUGUGUGUGUCUGUUUUUUGUGUGUAGCUGGGAAGCCGUAUCCCUGUGCUGGAUACCCUGACUGACCUGGUGUUCCGGGCCAAGGCCAUCCCAGUCUGGCUGGACCCCCUGGCUCGACUGGAUUCCCUGGUGUCUGACGUGCAGGCCUGGAAGGAGAGCGCCGCCAAGACCUUUCUAAUGAAGAACUCCCCUUACUCCCUGCUGGAGGUAAACUAUCUACAACAAUCUAAUGCCAAUACACAUAAUCAGACAUUUUAGGUGUUGUCAAAAGUAGUACUCUAUAAAGGAAAUAGUGUGCCAUUUGGGAGUUAGUCUUAGAAUCACUCAUAAUAUAAUAUCCAGAGAUCCUGAGGUUUUUGGGAUGUGGCUGUGUCUUUUGUGUGUUUAGGUGCUGUGCCCCCGGUGUGAGGCUGGGACGGGGCCUCAGAAGUCCAAGUCUAAAAGGGCAAAAGAUGCGGCCCAGUGCAGCAAGAGAAAUGGCGCCAGGCUGGACUGCCUGAGCGAUGUGGAGAGGGCCCUCUCAGAGAGCAAGGACUCCGCCUCUGCUGUACGUGCUGCUCUCUCUAUCUCUGUCUAUGUACAUGUUUAAAAAAAAUAAAAAAAUAAAAAAAAGCAGACCAUUGAACUCACUUAUUAAGUUCCACUAUAUUCUAAAGACACUCACUACACCCAACUAUUGCAAUCAGUGAACCCCUCUAAAUUGAUAUGAGGACCGAUGAUAUGAAGGUGCAUGACUAAAUGUAUGGUUUGAUACAGUAUUGUAAUUCCAUAUACUGUAGCUGUGUAGGUUACUGUCUGGUUACAUGUAUGUUGAUGUAGUGAGUAUUGCGUGUUGACAUGCCAACCUGUGCUUGUUCCCCUUUCUGUAGAUGGCCACUCUGGCCGAGGUACGUCAGAAGGAGAUGGAGAGUCUGCUGGCCCUUAGGGCCUCCAACGAGUCCAAGCUCCUCCCGGCCGGCGACUGCGGGGCAUUGAGGGUGUGCGUGUGCCACAAGGCUCCGUCAGGCGCCAUGCUGCAGUGCGAGCUCUGCCGUGACGCCUUCCACCGCGACUGCGUCUUAGGCUCUAACCAGGACUCCUUCCCCAACCAGGCCUGGCUGUGCCCCCCGUGCCAACUCUCAGAGAAACCCCCUCUGGACCGGGUGCUUCCCCUGCUGGCCUCCCUGCAGCGCAUCCGGGUGCGGCUGCCUGAGGGUGACGCCCUACGCUUCCUCAUCGAGAGGACGGUCCGCUGGCAGCACCGCGUGCAGCAGACCUCCGCCGAGGGGGAGCUGGGGGAGGGGGUGGCCGUGAUGACGUCACAUCAGCGCUGGGCCUCGUCCAGUCCCACAUGGGCUCUGAAUCAGGAAACAAACAGCACAUCGUUCUACACGGAGCACCAGUGCAUUCCUCUGCAGGGUCAGUGUCGGACUAGGAACAACAUCUAAUACCCCAAUCUCUCAUAACAAUUCUAAUUGCUAUCAAUGAAUAGUUCUAUCAAACAAGUCACAUUUCUAUCAUAUUUAUCAAAUUAAUGACACGUAAAAAUUUAAAAAAUCCGGAAAGGGCAGUGUUGAACCUUGUUAUUGGUGUGUGUUUCAGGACUGAGCCCUGGGCUGGAGGAGUUGAUGGUGGAGGGCUUCCUGCUGCAGGUGACUCUGCCUGAGACCCAGCAGCUGUACAGGUCCCUCCUCAUUAGACUGGACCCCCUCCUCCAACACCACCACACAGACAGCCCCUUUCCACAGCACAGCGCAGAGCAGGACCAACACCAGCACAACUCUCAGGGAGGGAGCCCCCCUCACAACCAGGUAACAUACUAGUCUACUACUUCAAAGCAGAUCUCAGGUAGCAGGCUAACCACUUGAUAUAAUGGUUAUAUUGAUGUAUUUGUGAAGUUUCUGAAAAUGUGUCCUUCAUGUUGACAUUAAUUUUUUUGAUAUAAUUUAUUUGAGUAAUAAAUAAUACAACAAGAUGUGCAUUGGAUCCCAGAGGAUGGCACUUAAAAGCAUUAAUUAAACUACUUAUUUCCAAAGUGGUCCUCGAUGGUAAAACAAACAUCUAAUGAUUAAAAGAUGACAGUUACAAAACAAGCAUUAUUCAAACCAAAACAACACAUUCAUAUGUAUGACUUUAGAGAUCCUAUAGAAGUGGUAAAGGAGUCAAUGGAAUGCAGAUGUUCCCUGUGUAGCUCAGUUGGUAGAGCAUGGCGCUUGCAACGCCAGGGUUGUGGGUUCGAUUCCCACGGGGGGCCAGUAUAAAAAAAUAAAGUACGGUAUGCACUCACUAACUGUAAGUCGCUCUGGAUAAGAGCGUCUGCUAAAUUACUAAAAUGUAAAUGUUCCAUUGACCAGAUUGGCCCACAUUCAACAAAUCUGAUCUAACAAAGUGGAUAUUCAUCAAAUCUGUCAUGAUUUAUGUAUUGUAACAGGCCCACAAGUUAGAUUUGGCUGUUUUCGCUGCAUAACAUGUAGAAGUUGUCCCUUUUCAGGUUUAGAAGAAGUGACUGCUAAAUGCUAACUCCCGCUCGUAUCAGUUGGUUAGCAUAGCUAGCAUACAGAACUCGUUGAUGGUAGUCAGUCAUUUUUAAUUAAUGCAGUUGAUUGGUAACGAUGACAUGAACAUGUGUUGGGGUUGACAUCCAUACAAGCAUUAUACUCCAAUUUUUACUUCAACAUAGUGUGAAAACACGUAUAAAGAAUAGCCAAAAUGUAGACUAAUUUUGCUGGGGUGCAAUAGAGCAAACAGGGAAAUUGUUCCAAUCAUUUUUCCCAUAGGGAAUUUUAGAAACACUUAAAAUAGGAGCUGUAUUUCGUGUAGGCUUACCCUGGCGUGACAUUUUGAUAACCAUGUAAAUCUCUCUCGGACAAGGUGACUUUUAUCAAUAUAUUCAGAUCUAUUUACUCUGACUCAAAAAACGCUAAUUAGCCUCAAACUGGACAUCAUGCAAGACAACAAAUCCCUGCAAGCUCCUGCACGUCAUCUCUAGCUGACACUUUUGCUAACAGGUAUUGUCAAUUUAAAACUUGCACAAGACAGUUCACAGAAUUGACAAUUUAAAGAAAUGUUGCCAAUUUAUGCAUUACUACAUUUCCAGAGAUUCUUACCUUUGCCUUGAUUCGGCAGUCUCGUCCAGAUCAUCAUGGCAUUUGUAGUUCUUUAUGAUAGCUACAUUAGCAGCUAAUUAGCGUUUCAUUUUGGGGGGGGGGGUAAAUACAGACAAAUAUAUUGAUAAAAGUCACCUUGUCCUAGAGAGAUUUACAUGGUUAUCAAAACGUCACGCCAUGUUAAGCCUACACGAAACACAGACUUUAUUUUAAGUGUUUCUAAAAUCCCCUAUGGGGAAAAAUGAAUGGUGGAAAAAACAUUUCCUUGUUUGACCGCUAGGUUUUAUUGGUAUUAUGACUCCUAAUGUGGUACUCUGAGGAGACUGGCAAUGAGGAGACUCUGGAUCUUUACCCCACAAGAUUCCAUGGCAUUUCCAUUGUUUUGGUCGAGUUCGAUUGACCUCUUUACCGCAUCUAUUAAAUUACUAGAGGGGAUAUGUCACAAACCCUCAAAGUUCCAUAAUGGGGGCGAAAAUGGCAGCCAUCUUGGUCAGCGAGAAGUCCAAAACCAGUGUAAUUGGAAUGGAGGGCAGUAGAGGCAUUGGUAAAGCAUUUCCUGCUUUUACUUAUGCAGGAAAAUAAAAGUAAGGCAUGUGAUGGAUCAGAAAUUGUGUAAUGGAAUUAUAGUCAACCUAAAAUAUUGUCAUAUAAUUAUAUGUGCAGUUUGUACAGGUUUUAUAUACACAUUUCUGUAUAAAUAGCCUGUAAAAUAUAUGUAAACAGACCAUAAAAGUCUGAUUUUUGUUUUCUUGGAAAGCUGAGAGUGCUAUUAUAAUGAUACAAUAUCAGUACUUGUUGCAUUUACAACAUGUCUAAAUCCUAUCAACUGAUUUCAGCCAGUGUAUGGCUGUGGAUUGACUGCAUUGUUUGAAUGGAAUGUUGGCAUAUUGGCAGUUAAUUUGAAAAAUUUAUGGAAUUAUUCCUCUAAAACUGGCUGGCUAGCUAACACACAUACAGUGCAGAUGCAUUACUACAGCACUGGCAAAUCAUGGUUGACCAACUCCCUGACCAACAUGGCUGACCUUUGGACCAUCAUAAGAAGGUUUAUGUCCAUUCUAGUAUUCUAAUUCUUAAUUAUAUGUGUAUGACCUUCAUGUGUGGUUACUGUUUUCACCAGAACGGAGUAGCCUGUCCCAAAAAGGAGGCUGUGAACGGAAAGAGGACCAAGCGGCACAUAGAGGAGGAGGGCCCCGAGCGCAAGGACAAAGCCAAGAAGCCCCGCAAGAAGAAGCCCAAGAUGAACAAGGAGAGGAGCCAGGAGUCCAAGGGGACCUCUUCACCCACCGCCACCCACUCUGACCUCUCCCUGUCGGACUCGGAUGAAGACUUCACCCUGUGCGCUGCACCAUGGUGCCGAGAGCCAGAGGGGAAACAGGUUAGCAUUACACCCCCCUCCACUGCGUUAUGUUGUGGGUCAUUUCAAUGUGUUUUCCCUCCCCUCAUAUCAAAUUGUUUUAGAGAUCGACUAAGACAUAUUGUUGUAUAUUCAAAAUAGUAUGUAGUAUAAUUUGUAUAAAGUACAUAUACAGCAACAAGAACUCAUACAGAAGCUGACCAGUGUCUAUUUCCCUCUCUUUUUAUCAGGUGAACUGGGUCCAGUGUGACGGAAGCUGCCAGCAGUGGUUCCAUCAGGUCUGCGUGGGAGUGUCUGCAGAGCAGGCUGAAAAAGAGGACUACAUCUGUAUCAGCUGCACACAGCCAGACCACACCAGGGAGUGAAGACUAAAAGGAAAGGUUUUGAAGGAUCAUCAGUUUAGUUUAACUCACAGCUUUGGGUGCAUAACCACCCAGUGAACUCCCUUUCUUCGCUGUGCUCUGGUCCCACUGCCUCCUCAUUGACCUUCCUGGUCUGGCGACAACGGUGCUACUUCCUCCUUGUUCCCAGCCCAGACUGCUUUUCAGAGCUAUUGAGGCUCUUCCAUCACUGUUUUGUUAUAGUGGCUGGCUUUACAGCCAAUCAAUUUCAUAUUUCCAAUCAACUACAUGAUGCAGAUUGUACUGCAUGAGGUUCCAACUUUUUACGGAGAAUAAAGUGGAGGAAACAAUACUUUUUCACUUGACUGACUUGACUUGCAUGUGUAACAAGAUGACAAUGCAGGGAUUUUUCAACCAAAAUAAGUCAAUUGGACAACAUUUUUGGAACCCAGUUUUUGUACAUGCAUCUGAAAUGUGAACCAUUUUUUUCUUAUGUAGAGCUAAUAUUAUUUAUCUGAGCAAAUACUGAACUGCUAAAUAAUUGGAGUUCAGCUUUCGUCUGAGCUAUGUUUGUGCUUAGAAAUGGUUCUAUACUAGAACAUAGAAAAUACCCUCCUAGGCUGUAGGUUGAAAGUGAUGCGUGUUUGACUUGCAACCUAGCUAACAUAAGGAACUGUGCGAAUUAACUGCCACAUGGUAUCAUUUGACUUUUUUCCUCCUUUGGGUAAAUAUGAAUCGUAUGUUGCAGUUUGCAUAAGGAAUAAAAUAAUUUUUCCCACAA